Molecule: messenger RNA, 2042 nt
Organism: Manihot esculenta (cassava)
Lineage: Eukaryota; Viridiplantae; Streptophyta; Magnoliopsida; Malpighiales; Euphorbiaceae
Exons: 6
Coding region: 190-1359 (389 amino acids)
Source: RefSeq, a predicted model, not a curated record
UUCCUCCCAUAGUGUCAUGGUAGUCGCUUCUCUUCCAUUUCCUUCAGAGUCAAAUCUAAACAUAUAAACCAUAAAACUACUACUCACGCUCACGCAAACACUCACGGACAAGGUUAUGCCCAUUAAAACUUGCCCCUUCAUUUCUUCCUCUUAAAACCCCAAUAAAACCCUCCAAAUACCACUUUAAUAAUGUCUAACGCUAUGACUCGGACUCGCUCUGGGGAACGAUUCUAUAACCCGCCGCCGAUGAGGCGCCACCAGCACCAGUUGCUGCUUCAGAAACAACUUCAGAGGCCUUUCAUCAGCGACAACAGAAUCGAUUCAGCUGAGGUAGAGACCAGAGCUGACUCCACAUUGUGUAUAUCCAACUGGGUGUCGGCUUCUCCUGCUGUUAACUUUGAUUUGACCAAUUUAGAUCGGUUUAUGGAAUCUGUUACUCCUGUUGUUCCUGCUCUGUACUUGGCCGAGGCAAGGUUACGGGGUCAGAGAACUGGUGAAGCUGAUAGACAGCCAUUUUUUUGUCUUGGGGAUCUAUGGGAAUCAUUCAAAGAGUGGAGUGUGUACGGAGCAGGAGUGCCUCUCCUAUUAAAUAGGAAUGACGUUGUUAAACAGUACUAUGUCCCAUCCUUGUCAGGCAUACAAUUGUAUCAAGAUUCAAGUAGGUUAAGGAGGCAUGGUGAUGAUAGUGAUGCUGAGUCUUCAAGGGUGACGAGCAGUGCCAUUGGUAGUAAAUUUGAAGCAGAAAAGCGAGCUAAAGGUGGGGCUGAUGGAUUGUGGAGUCAGCAUAAUCUCAUGAACUUAAACUCACAGGGAGUGCAGAGGCUUACCUUGAGAGAUAAACCUCUUCAUUGUUCAUCCAACAAUGUAACUGAGAUUUCCAACUCAACUGGGCUGCUUGUUUAUGAGUAUUUGGAACAGGAGCAACCACAUCAUCGGAAGCCUUUAUAUGAUAAGGUUUCAUCUCUUGCAUCUCAAUUUCCUGAUAUCAAAAUCUGCAGAAGCUGUGAUUUAUUGCCUGGGAGUUGGGUCGCUGUGGCUUGGUACCCAAUAUAUAGAAUACCAACGGGUCCAACACUACAAAAUCUGGAUGCAUCUUUUUUGACCUUCCAUUCCUUGUCCACAAAAGCUACUAGCAAAAAUCAGGUAGACAGGAAGGCGUAUAGCAUGAUUGCUUCUUCCAAGAUUGCUUUACCUGUUUUUGGGCUUGCUUCCUAUAAGUUGAGAGGGUCAAUUUUAACUCCAAGUGGAGCCCAUGAAUGUGAGCAAGUAAACUCUUUAUUGCACGCUGCUGAUACUUGGCUCCGAAGUUUGGAGGUUAAUCUACCUGAUUUCCAAUUUUUUGUUUCACAUAAUUCAUAGUGCUGAUGAUAAAGGUGGGGCUGUAGCCCAUGCAUAAAAAUACUCCACAUGUGCCAAACAGCUUAUUCUGCUGUUUUCAAGUUCUUUCCUCUCCUGCACAGCAUCCAUUAGAGAUGUUAAAAGGGGGAAUGUAGCUGGAGUUUUGGCUAUUUGCGGUGAAUGGGGAACUUCAUGAAUUUAUAAUCUGGGCAUUUUCUUAAAUCACUCACCACGUCUUCUAGUUUGAUCUGUGAUUUCCUCCUCGAACUUUUGCCAUUGCUUCAGGAAAUUGUACGCUCUGUUUGCCCAUCUACACCAACCAGUAGUUCUGAGGAAGGGUUAUCUUCUAAUUUAUGAGGUUUAUUUUAAAUGUUGCAUCAAUUGUCUUGUAGUUGGUGUCUUGAGUUUACAAAAGUUGUAUAGUUAUUGAGGGAUUAAUUCUUCCCUAGAUUGUUGCAACUUAGAAAUCCCCAAGAUUACAUAUAUUAAGAAGGGGAUUUAUAGCGUUAUAUAGAAAAAAAGGAAGGGGAUUGAUAGCCGCUGAAAACUACUAGUAUUUUUCUACUCGUAGCAAUUGUGUAUGGGGUAUUCACUUGUGAUCAAGGACUUACCACGUUUGUUUGAGCAAUGAGAUUUCACCUGUGAUCAGGGACCAUUACCACGUUUGUUUGAAUAACAGUGCGUGGACCCCAAUUCAUUCAUUC